AUGAGUCACACGGCUGCUUCCACAAAGCGACCGGUGCGAAAUGGCGCAGCCGGGCGAUCACGUCGCUUCAUCUUCGCUGCAGCCAAAUGCUGCGGCACAAAAGCGACCGCCCUCCAAAACGCGGCCAUCCACGAGGCGCAUCUUUGGUACCACAGCCGCAAGUACAACUUUAAUUCCCAACGCCAAUCCCAAGUCAGCUCGUCGUAUGUCGCGCCCGCUGCCUCUGACCACAAGCCUACCAACAAGUGGCUUUUCAUGAUGUGUGGUCCCGUCCAGUUUCGCAGACUGCAGCUCUACAAGCGGCAUGACUGGCUUUCUUGGCGCACCAAAGUCACACGUCGCAACGUGCUGCAUCUUUGGCUUCGUGACGCCGAAUUCCAGACGCAGCUCAUUUUGGAGCCGGAUGAAGAGCAAGUGACGCCUUACGAUUUACUAACGAACAUGGACCCCAACAAUGCCGACGUUGCCGACAUCCAGACGAUGUUUGAUCAAGCGCUCAAGCGGGAACUCGGAGAUGCUGGUGGGCCCGGAUUCAAAUACAAGCUGCCAAUUAAGUGGAAGCGAGCUCUUUCUUCUCGGCGAACCAGACUUCGGAAAUCCUAUCGCGAACAGGAUGCCAGUCACCCUAGCGCCAGCGGCGAGGAUGAUCUGGACUCGGAUGACGAUAUGUUUUACAGUGCUUCGCCGUAGCACGAUUAUUUGCCCAUGGCUACUUUAAGCAUCAUUGGGGCUGGCGAUACGCGUUCGCUCGACACAGAGCGUCUAUAUCCAAAGGGCGGCCAAGAGCCCAUUGGAAUACAAGAGAACCAGAGCAAAAACAAUACACAGCAUGAGG
Molecule: messenger RNA, 835 nt
Organism: Monosiga brevicollis MX1
Lineage: Eukaryota; Choanoflagellata; Craspedida; Salpingoecidae
Exons: 5
Coding region: 1-690 (229 amino acids)
Source: RefSeq, a predicted model, not a curated record